This is a messenger RNA of Cylindrotheca closterium, 813 nucleotides long. Lineage: Eukaryota; Bacillariophyta; Bacillariophyceae; Bacillariales; Bacillariaceae. The record is from the annotation of a GenBank genome assembly.
AUGAAGUUUCUGCUGAUUUUCUCCAUCUUACUUUUUUAUUCGGUCCAGCUUUGCCAUGGGGUGAAUGAACCUAGUGAACCAAAUACUGAUCAACAGCGUCUGCAAGAGGAAAUCACGAAUCUUCACAAUGCAGCGAACGAGUUUCUAGCAGCAGGGGAGUUGGACGAAGCACUCGAGAAGUACGAAGAGUCUCUAAUUGUUAUCAAGGCGUACUUUGGUGAUGAACAUCCCAACGUGGCUGCGAUCCGAUAUAACAUCGCUAGAGUUUUAUACAGCCAAAACAAGGUAGAUGAGGCGAUUUCACAAGCGGAAGGAGCUCUGGAUAUGUAUGCAAAGGUACUAGGGGAAGACCACGCAAUAGUUUCGUCAACCUUAACGGGGUUGACAAAUAUUCUAGUGGAACAAAAUAGAUUAGAUGAAGCGUUGAUCAAGCUUCAACGAGACCUGGCAAUCCAGAGAAAGAUUCAUGGCGAAAAACACUCGGCGGUUGCUGAGAAAUUGCGUGGAGUUGGAAUGAUUUACUUCAAGCAACAAAAUUAUGACGAGGCCAUGGAGACCUAUGCGCAAGCCCUUGAAAUCUAUCACAGUACUGUUGGCGAAGGUCACAUCUCGACAGCUGAUACGCUUGAUCAAAUGGCUAGCGCAUCGUUUCAUCUAGGGAAAUUGGACGAAGCUAUUGAGUUUGCAGAGAAAGCACAUGAUAUUACAUCGAAAGAACUUGGAGAGAGUGCAAAUGCAACACUUACUGCAUCCGACAACCUGGCAUUUUACAAAGAACAGGCCGAAGCGGCAAACACAGAGGCAGAACUCUGA